Messenger RNA from Manihot esculenta (cassava), 1807 nucleotides. Its product is annotated as ankyrin repeat-containing protein BDA1. Lineage: Eukaryota; Viridiplantae; Streptophyta; Magnoliopsida; Malpighiales; Euphorbiaceae. Bases 165 to 1697 code for a protein of 510 amino acids. The record is from RefSeq and is a predicted model, not a curated record. Gene Ontology annotation, molecular function: protein binding. The transcript is spliced from 2 exons.
AUCAUGACCAAAAUGCUUCCUCUCUUUUCUAGCUUGUUCAUGUUCAUGUGUGUGAUUCAAACUGAGCUUCAGGAUACUUUCUUAUUUGAAGUUAUCAACGAAAAUAUCUCUAUCAUCUUUCUUCUGUGUCAUUAGAGCCCAGCAAUUUCAACAGUUUGGACACAAUGGACGGUAACCUCUUUGUUGCCGCUCGUAUAGGGGAUGUGGAGACCCUGCGCAAUUUGCUGCCAGAAAAUAAUAAUCCAGCAGCCUUACCACAGAGCUCCAAGUGGACGCCCUUACAUAUAGCUUGCUUGUCUGGGAAAGUGGAUUUCGCCCGGGAGUUUUUGAGACGGCGUCCACAGUUUCUUAAACAUGAGAAUCCUGAUGGUUGUACGGCUUUACACUUGGCUUCUUCCAUUGGGGAUCUACAGAUGGUCAUGUUGCUGCUGACAUUUGGACGGGAUGAUGAGUCGAUGGACAGAGAGUUUUGCUUGAAGAAGGAUAAUGAUAAGAGAAAUCCUCUUCAUCAUGCAGUCAUUAAAGGUAGUGUAGAGGUGGUGAGCAAACUGCUUGAAGCUUGUCCGGAGUCUGCUCUAGAGGUGACUGCUCAGAAGGAGACAAUAUUUCACCUGGCUGUGAAGCAUAGAGUAUCUGUCUCUGGUGAAUUAUUCUCACAACUACUCGGCGGACCAUAUACGGAGCAUCUCCUGAAUUUUGGUGACAAAAAAGGCAACACAGUGUUGCACUUGGCCUCGGUCAGGAAACAAACACAGAUAAUUAGGCUCUUGACUGGGUGGCGGCCAAACUUAGACGCCAACGCUGUCAACUCAGCGGGGCUUACACAGCCUAGCUUAGAUGCUAAGGCUGUGAAUUCAACUGGGAUUACACGGCCUCGCUUAGAUGUGAACGCUGUAAACUCAACUGGGCUUACGCCUUUGGAUCUUCUAGUGGUUGACCCCAUGAAUGUCACGGAUAUGGAAAUAGAAGGAAUCAUUACAUCUAAAGGUGGAAUAAGGCUAAACGAGAGUGAGGAACAGCGUGAAUAUUUGAAAAGCAUCGCAAGCUGGAUUUUGGUGAUGGCAUCAGUAACUGCGGCUGCUAGUUGCCAGAUUGCUGUCUUCCUAAAAGGGGGUUUCUGGCAAAACUCCUCCCCAGUCUCAGGUGGCAAUGUAACUUUAAUUUCCAACUCAACUAAUUUCUGGGCGUACACUUCUCCAAGUGCCAAUUCUAGUUCAAUUGUUUCCAACACCACAACUGCCAUACAGAAGGCCGACAAUACAAAAGUUCUCCACAAUCAACAUGGUAAAACUGAACCAGCUUCACUUCCUUAUUUGUUGGCGUCCCUGGACGGAGCAGCCUUUCUGUUAUCUAUUUGUCUCAUAGUACUUGUGCUGUUCCCGACAUCUACCAAUAAAUCUAACCUUGUCAAAUGGCUAUUUUUACGGUAUCUGACUUACGGAAGCACGGUAUCACUCGGUUUCUUAUUUUGGCAACUGGUGACAGCUGAAGAGGAUUUGGCAUUUCAAAAUAUUUUAUCUGGGAUUUUUCUGGUUUUUUUAUUAGUUAUUGUCAUAUUAAUUGCAAUUCCGCUUUUCAAAAUUUAUUUCAGUUAUCGCAGGAUUCGUAGGAAAGAGAUGAGUAUGAGGAGGAUGCAGUUUCAGCAUAGGGAGAAAAAUUUACUAGUAUCUGGUCCAUGUGAAUUCAAGUUAAACUAAAUAAUUUUAUAUAGGUGUAUUUAAUAUUUUCCAGAGCUAUUUCAUGUCUUUUUAAUUUGUGGAAAUCAGAAAUUGAAGGAGGUCAAAGGAGUUUGUGGGGUUCUCUUCAA